Molecule: messenger RNA, 1416 nt
Organism: Anoplophora glabripennis (Asian longhorned beetle)
Lineage: Eukaryota; Metazoa; Arthropoda; Insecta; Coleoptera; Cerambycidae
Exons: 2
Coding region: 90-794 (234 amino acids)
Source: RefSeq, a predicted model, not a curated record
UUAUUUUAUUUACUCCUGUUUUUAUUGAGAUUUUGCCAAGUUUAUUUACUUUUUUUUAAAUAAUAAUUAUAUAAUACAAAAAGUAAGACAUGUACGAAUCACAAAAUAAGUGGUGUUUUGUGCCCGGAUGUAGAAAUACUUCAAUAAGUGCCCCUAAUAAAACAUUUAUAAGUGUCCCGCAGAAUUCUUCACGCAAAGUUAAAUGGUUUAAAGCAGCCAGGCGAGAUGUUCCUAAAUCAAAAUCAACUUUUUUUUGUUGCGAGGAUCAUUUUAACCUUCAAGAAGAUAUGGAAAAUUUUGUUCGCUAUAAACUUAUCGGAGGAAAAAUUUUAUUAAAACAGGACGUGGUUCCACAUAUAUUUGAUUGCCAACAAGACAGAAAAAGAGCUGCAUCUGUACCACAGCGAACUGUUGUUUUAAAAAGACAAAGAAAACAGUUAGUAGAAGAAGCUAUAACCUGGAGAAUAAGAGAAACAGAAACAGAAACGGAGAAACAGAGAAAUGUUGAACAAGAAUUUUUACCAACAGUAAUGGAUUUUGAUGGGCCCAGUACAAGCUCAGGUCAAGCCAGGUUAGAAAGGGAUGAAUAUAUUGUGGAAAAUACAAAAGCAAUUGGGAAGGCUAAAAGUGUGGGUAUACAGGCGAAACCACAUGUUCGUAGUAAAUGUGUGUCAUGCAAAAUUAAACCUGAUGUGCGCCAUGCAACUUCUUUGACAGAAAAAUUUAGGACAAAAGAUGUUUCUACUUCACCUCUAAAAAAUAUUCGAUCUGUUAAAAAAAGCCAUUUUUAUUGAGUCAAAAACAAGUAGUGAAAUUGAAGAAUCGGAAUCCAGUGCCUCAGUCAGCUCAGUCUAUACAGCUACAUCUGAUACUGAUAUUACCAAAACAAAGUUAUUGACAGACAAAAAAGAUGAACAGAAGCAAGCUUUGCAUGUAACCAGAACUAUGAUCGCAAGCAAACCAAAAAGAUAUAUAGGUGUACCCGAUAAAUGGUUUCCCCAUUUUGUUGAUUUGCUUUACACAAAAACUAAAUUAAAUAACGACAGUGUGCUUCUGACACUAAUGAAAAUAAUACUAAAACGAUUCUUUUUCACGAUUAGGGGAUUUAUUCGGAAUGUCACAUUCUAACUGUUCCAAGAUAUUCAAAAAGUCUUUAGUGCACAUUGAACAUUUUUUGCGAACACUAAUAUAUUGGCCGGAAAAAAGUAAGAUAAAACAGUUGCUACCUAUUGCAUUAAGAGCACGGUACAGCAAUGUGCAGUCUAUAAUAGACUGCUUAGAAAUUCAAAUUGAAAAACCAUCUGAUCCUGUUAAACAGGCCCUUACAUGGUCUGAAUACAAGAAAUGCAACACAUUAAAAUAUUUAAUUUCAUCAACUCCAGACGGAUUUAUAAAUUUCAUAUCAAAAGGAUAUGG